Gracilinanus agilis (Agile Gracile Mouse Opossum) is the source of this 1805-nucleotide messenger RNA. RefSeq names its product family with sequence similarity 136 member A (gene TIMCC). The coding region runs from base 65 to 481 and encodes 138 amino acids. NCBI's taxonomy places the organism in Eukaryota, Metazoa, Chordata, Mammalia, Didelphimorphia, Didelphidae. The record is from RefSeq and is a predicted model, not a curated record. The transcript has 3 exons. Gene Ontology annotation, cellular component: cytoplasm.
CGGGGUAGAGCGCGCGGGCCAAGCCUGGCAGGGCGCUGAGCCUGGGGGGGUGAGGGCGCGCGCCAUGGCCGAGUCGCAGCAGCUGCGGGUGCAGGAGGCGGUGGAGGCCAUGGUGAAGGGGCUGGAGCGGGAGAACAUCCGCAAGAUGCAGAGUACCAUGUUCCGAUGCAGUGCCAGCUGCUGUGAGGAUUCCCAGGCCUCUAUGCAGCAGGUUCAUCAGUGCAUUGAGCGUUGCCAUGCACCCUUGGCCCAGGCCCAAGCCCUUGUGACCAGCGAACUAGAGAAAUUCCAGGACCGCCUGACUCGAUGCAUCAUGCACUGCAAUGACAAAGCCAAAGACUCAAUGGAUACUGGGAGCAAGGAGCAGCAGGUGAAGAGGCAGCUAGAGUCCUGUGUGACCAAAUGUGUUGAUGACCACAUGUACCUCAUCCCCACCAUGACCAAGAAGAUGAAAGAUUCCCUGGCAUCUCUUGCAAAAUAAUCAUUGUCAAUAGUCAUCGGGUGGGAGAAUGGGUCUAUUUGUAAAAAUGAGUGGAAAUUUUUACCUUUAAUUGAAAAUUUGAGAAUGAAGAAAUUGAGACUAAUAGCAAGUUAAGAAUACUUUUAUGGGAAUUUGGCAUCUGCCUCUAGACUCAGUUGGUUCCAUUAUUUGUUUUAGUCCACAGGUGAAUAAAAUGGAAGAAACUGGUGCUCAGGAUUGGAGGUAGCCUGGAGAGCUAAUAGUACCCAGAUCCAUCCCAUCAGUGAAGUUGACCCCUAUUCUACAUGUUAGAGCCUUUAAUGGCUUUCAGCUGGUUCAGAGGUAUUCCUUUCCUGGAAGCAGGAAUAAAUAGCCCCAUGGGUUUGUGGGUAUUAGUGAUUUUCCUUCCCAACCUACCUUCCAUCUCGUGUGAAUCCCUGAGGUAACCAUACACUCAGUGCCAAUUUCAUGCCCUCCUGAUUAAGCCAUUUCCCUUAUACCAUAAAGCAGUAGCCAUGAGUUCACUUCUGAUUGGAAAAAAGAAACAGUUGUGGUUUUCUCCCAGUACAAGAACCUGGAACUCAGAGGGGAGUCUAGGGAUAGAAGGUUACUUGCAUUAGAAAAAUGAGCAAUUAGCUGCCUGGUGAUCUUCUCUUUAAUAAGACCAGUGUUCACUCCUGCUUUCAGCUGGGACACCAAACAAGACCAUAAAAAGGAAAUCUUCCACCAGGUCUGAGAACUCUGGUUCCUUCACCUUGGCUUCUCUAGGACUGCUGCUCAAGUUACCUUUUCUUACCCUUCUAGAAGGUACUACAAGGGCAACAUUCAGUUAAAUUAUUUUUUGAGACUAACAUGAAACAGUUAAGGCCAAAGAAAGCUUCUUUUUGCUUGGAGAACUUUAAGUCUUGGUUAAAGUAAUGGUAGAUGGUUGGUUUGGGAGAAAAUUAGUUUUCCCCAAAGAAGAAAACGAUUUGAUGCCUUGUCACUGGCUCUACUGAUUUGUCCUCUUCAACAGAACCUUGUUGAUAGGUACCUAAGAGAACAGGAAAGGAUAGGAAAACAACUUAAAUUUCUGUGGAGUAGGCAGGUUGCAAGGGAGAAUGGGAGAAUUUUUUUCUUCCUCAGAGUACAGGAGAAAACUGGCACCAAUUACUCAUUUAUCACUGACUUUUAAAACUACAAGCAACAUGUUAGUACCAGACAUUGUAUUGGAAAAGAUCUUGUUCUCUUUAUACCAACUUCUUACUGAAUGCAAUUAACAUAGCCUUCUUGUUUAGUGUUUCAAGGCUAUGCCAUAUUUUCCUAGUGGUUUGAUUAAAAAAUAAAGUUUGAUUUUUUUUUUUUA